AUGCCUAUAGAAGAGCUUUCACGCGCUGAGAGCGCCGGCAGUGCCGGCAGCGGCGAGGCCGCGGAACAAAACGCGGAGAAGAUAGUCACCGUGUUUGACCUUGCCUCCGAGAUCGAGCAGUCGUUGAACCAGGCGCUUGAGCACGUUGAAAAGAACGAGGCUCAAUUCCAGCAAACGCUCAAGGAUAUACACGAGCGCCUCAAGCGGCUUGAGCAGUAG
This is a messenger RNA of Eremothecium gossypii ATCC 10895, 219 nucleotides long. RefSeq names its product Bil1p (gene BIL1). The transcript has a single exon. NCBI's taxonomy places the organism in Eukaryota, Fungi, Ascomycota, Saccharomycetes, Saccharomycetales, Saccharomycetaceae. The coding region runs from base 1 to 219 and encodes 72 amino acids. The record is from RefSeq and is marked provisional.